This is a messenger RNA of Scomber japonicus (chub mackerel), 860 nucleotides long. RefSeq names its product necdin-like 2 (gene ndnl2). The record is from RefSeq and is a predicted model, not a curated record. Gene Ontology annotation, cellular component: nucleus. NCBI's taxonomy places the organism in Eukaryota, Metazoa, Chordata, Actinopteri, Scombriformes, Scombridae.
CCAGGACCAGGACCAGGACCGAGACCAGGACCCAGACAGUCGCCAUGAUGAAGAAUAAGAGACUUGUCAAAAGUCAGAGGUCCUCUCAGCCUAGGAGGCCGAGCGGCGCCGGUGCGACCCAGCCGGAGGACGAGGAGCUGUUCCUCACGCUGCCGAGCUCGUCUCAGGUCAGGAGAGGAAUGGAGAGAGUUACACCGGCUGAGGUCGACCACAAGGCUGCGGAGGUGAUUCAGUAUUUCCUGAUGAAGGACCAGAAGAAGAUGCCUAUUCGCCGAGCAGACCUGGUGAAACAUGUGAUGAAGGAGUACAGGAACAUUUAUCCUGAGAUCAUGAAGCGAGCAUCGCGGACCUUUGAGCAGGUGUUUGGCUUCAAAAUCGUUGAAAUCGACACCAAGAAUCAUCUUUAUGUGCUGAUUAACAAGCUGGAGACAUCAGAGGGAGCCCCGAGCAUCAACCCCUCUCCUCCUAAGACGGGUUUGCUGUUUGUGAUCCUGAGCGUAGUUUUCAUGAAGGGAGGAGCCGUCCGAGAGGUCGUCAUCUGGAACACUCUGAAGAAACUCCGCAUUGACCCGGGAGAGAAACACAGAGAGUUUGGAGACGUGAAGAAGAUGGUGACGGACGAGUUUGUGCGUCAGAGGUACCUGGAGUAUGUGCGUAUCCCUCACACAGAUCCAGUAGAAUAUGAGUUCAGGUGGGGUCAGCGAGCCAACGUGGAGGUGAAUAAAAGCAGGAUCCUCGACUUCAUGGGCGAGCUUCAUGACCAGGAGCCUCAGGCCUGGACCCAGCAGUACAGAGAAGCCCACGGCCCCCCCCCCUCCACCCCCCCCUCCAGCCAGCCCAGCACCAGCAGCCACAGAUAG